This is a messenger RNA of Mycena citricolor, 1269 nucleotides long. Lineage: Eukaryota; Fungi; Basidiomycota; Agaricomycetes; Agaricales; Mycenaceae. The record is from the annotation of a GenBank genome assembly.
AUGCUCAUAUCCUCAGCAACCAUCGACCCACCGAGCCAGAAACUACCCCCGCCGCGCUCGCUCGGCUCGCUUCCGCCAGAGGUUCUGCAUGAAUAUGUCGAGUACCUGCGCACCCUCUAUAUGCCGUCUGUCCGAGGCUCUAAGAUCCUGCGGCGGACCCUCGAGGUUUCCGAUGGACGUACCGGGGUGGAAAUCCAGAGGGCUGAGGGCAACGGGAGAAAAAAUGUCAGCGGAAACGACGACCGUGAUGAGGUUGAGGAUGAGGGUGACCCGUACACUGCGCUACGCACCGACGCAUUCGAGCGUACGCAUGCCCUGCGCUGGCUUUCCUACCUCACCACCCGUUUCCCCGACACGCCCGCCGCGGCCUCCCUCCUCGCGAAUCUCGCUGGGCCAGGUGGCAGCGGGCCCAUGACGCGUGUCCUGCCGUUGUACCGUCAUGCGAGCGCCGGCGGCUGGAAAAGGAUGGCACUGACAGUGACGGUCAGGGACAUGCCCCUGUCGGAUGGACUCGAAAGCGCUGGGGUACAGACGUGGGGCGGGGCGUGUGUUCUCGCAGAUCUCAUGUCGCGCGAUCCGGCGAUCUUCAGGCUGGGAGGGAGGAGUGAAUCAGGCAAUGAUGCGGAGCCGCUACGUGUCCUGGAACUCGGAUCGGGAACAGGGCUCGUUGGGAUCGCUUAUACCAAGCUUGCUGAGGCCGAGAGUGCAGGAAGGCCGAAAACACGCGUGGUGUGCACAGACUUGUACCCUGCCGUGCUAGAAAACCUCGCGUGGAACGUCACCCAGAACUUUUCUCCUUCCACCUUUGAAUUGGGAUGCGCUACCUCGACGUCGAUAUGUGUUCAUCCGUUGGACUGGGCGGCCUUUACAUCCCCUACAACGCCAUCCUCACCUCAAUCCGCCCCUUCCUUAUGUCCUCUCACCACGCACCUCUCCCCCGGCUUCGAUGUGAUCCUUGGCGCUGACAUCGCUUACGAACCACCCCAUGCCGCCUGGAUCUACGCCGCCGUCCGCGCCAUGCUGCGGCGGUCCCCAGACGCGCUGUUCCACCUGGUCAUGCCGCUGCGGCCGACGCAUGCGGUCGAAUGUGAGGACGUCGAGCGCACUUUCGGCAUGAGGACUAGCCGGACUGGGGAUGGAGAGCAGCUGGUGGUGCGGAGGAAAGAACGCGUGGUGUGCGCUGUUGGGGACGGUGGCCAGCAGCAGGUCGUAUAUGCGUACUAUCAGAUUGGGUGGGGCUUUCGGGCGGGAGUUUCACACGAUUCUUGA